AUGUUUACUCUUGAUGCUGAGCUACCUGACCUUCCACAUCCAACAUGGGCUGCAGAGAGAUUUCCCUGGCUCGUUCAAUUGAGUAAAGUUACAAGUUUACCAUUGAUGCAGCCUUCCGCCGCUUGUCGCGGCCCUCUCAAAUGCGCGGAUGUUGUGAUUGUCGUUGACGUUGAUGUUGAUGUUGAUGUCGUUGCGGUUGAAGUCGAAGCUGAAGGUUUGUCCCCCUUUUCUUUACCCGUUUUGUCGAAUCACGGGGAUCGGAGGAUGUCGGAGAAGGCCCUCGCCCGCCAGCGCCACCGGGCCGGGAGAAUCCGGGUGGCAGGUGGCCCAGGCCUUGCGAAAAAACCCCGUGCCCUGGCUGACUCUGCCUUCUUUUUUGCAAAACUCCACCAGAAACGACGAGCAGCGAGCAGCAAACUACCGCUUUGCCGGAGCAACACCCACGAUUUCGCACGAUCCCUGACACGAUAUUACGCUUACGCUUCACGAAAACGAAAAAUUAAAACUGUUCCUGUGCCGUAG
Molecule: messenger RNA, 522 nt
Organism: Trichophyton rubrum CBS 118892
Lineage: Eukaryota; Fungi; Ascomycota; Eurotiomycetes; Onygenales; Arthrodermataceae
Exons: 2
Coding region: 1-522 (173 amino acids)
Source: RefSeq, a predicted model, not a curated record